UGGAGUUCCAUUGGAACCCCGCGCUGCAUUCCAUUCCCUACCAUUCCCUUCAUGCUGGGCAGCAGCGGCGGCGGCGGCAACGGCGGCAGCAGCAGCAGCAGCAGCAGCAGCGACACGGGCAAGGAGGCUCCGAACCCCGAGUUGCAGCGUGGGGGGCUGCUUGGCGUGGAAUGUAAAUGAUGAUGGCUGGCUCGUUCGAACCGAGCGCCGAGGCAAACUGGCCAUGUAGAAUGCCAGCAUCCAUAAUGUCCUGAAUCUGGAAACAAGUGGAAAAAAAGAAGUUCAUCCACAGGAAUUCACUCUCUCCCGCCCUCCAGUUUUUGGUUUGGUUCUUGUUUAUUUCAUAGUUAGAUUAAUGCAUUGCUGGAUGUGACUCUUCCACCAUGUGGCUUCUGAGGCUAAAGCACCAUUUGUCAAUUAAUAUUUGGACCCUGCUGCUUCUGGGUAGUUCUUGGUUGCCAUUGGCAAAAAGCACUACCAAAUCUUCCUCCCCUUUUAUGACUUUCCAAGUCACAGACUGGAGUUUGACACACUUGGUGGUCCACAACAAAACUGGGGAAGUAUAUGUGGGUGCUGUCAACCGGAUCUAUAAGCUUGCAAACAAUCUGACUGAAAUGCGCACACAUGUGACGGGUCCAGUAGAUGACAAUGAGAAGUGUUACCCACCACCUAGUGUGCAGUCUUGCCCACAUGGGCUAGUCAGUACCAACAAUGUCAAUAAAUUGCUGCUGGUGGAUUACUCUGGGAAUCGUCUGAUAGCCUGCGGCAGUGCUUCGCAAGGUAUCUGCCAGUUCCUACGCUUGGAUGAUCUCUUCAAGUUGGGUGAGCCACACCACCGCAAGGAACACUACCUUUCUAGUGUCAAUGAGUCAGGAACAAUGUCUGGUGUUAUAAUUGAAGUGCAGAAUGGACAAAACAAGCUUUUCAUUGGAACUCCCAUUGAUGGAAAGUCUGAGUAUUUCCCUACUCUGUCCAGCCGUAAACUGAUGGACAGUGAAGAGAAUGCAGAGAUGUUUGGCUUUGUUUAUCAAGAUGAAUUUGUCUCCUCUCAGCUCAAAAUUCCAUCAGAUACACUCUCCAAGUUUCCCACAUUUGAUAUCUAUUAUAUCUAUAGUUUCAGUAGUGAGCAGUUUGUCUAUUACCUAACACUGCAGCUGGACACCCAACUUACCUCACCAGACUCUACAGGAGAGCAGUUUUUCACCUCAAAAGUUGUCCGGCUAUGCGUGGAUGACCCCAAGUUCUACUCCUAUGUGGAAUUUCCCAUUGGUUGUAUUCGAGAUGGCAUUGAGUAUCGCUUAAUUCAGGACGCUUACCUCAGUAAGCCUGGAAGGGCCUUGGCCAAGCAACUGGGCAUUUCAGAGCAGGAGGACAUUCUCUUCACAAUCUUUUCUCAGGGGCAGAAGAAUAGAGUCAAACCACCAAAAGAAUCUGUCCUCUGUCUUUUCACAUUGAAGAAGAUCAAAGACAAGAUCAAGGAACGUAUCCAGUCUUGCUACCGUGGAGAAGGGAAGCUUUCUCUGCCCUGGCUUUUGAAUAAAGAAUUAGGCUGCAUAAAUUCACCCUUGCAAAUAGAUGAUAAUUUCUGCGGACAAGAUUUUAAUCAACCGUUGGGUGGAACUGUCACAAUCGAAGGUGUGCCACUCUUUGUGGACAAGGAAGAUGGCAUGACAUCAGUGGCUGCUUAUGACUACCAUGGACACACAGUUGUUUUUGCUGGUACACGAAGUGGCAGGAUAAAAAAGAUCUUAGUUGAUCCUGCCAAUCCCAUUGGACAUUCAGCCUUGCAAUAUGAAAAUGUGAUAGCCCAUGAUGGCAGUCCAAUUUUGCGGGAUUUAGUGCUGAGCCCUGAUCUGCAAUAUCUUUAUGCCAUGAGUGAGAAACAGGUGACUCGCGUGCCAGUGGAAAGCUGUGAGCAAUAUACAACAUGUGCACUGUGCCUGGGUUCUAGAGAUCCUCACUGUGGUUGGUGUGUCCUACAUAAUGUCUGUUCUCGGAAGGAGCGUUGUGAUCGAGCUGAUGAACACCAACGUUUUGCCUCAGAUCUGCACCAGUGUGUUCAACUUACCGUUCAGCCUAAGAAUAUAUCAGUCACCAUGUCGGAAGUCCCGCUGGUUUUGCAAGCUUGGAAUGUUCCUGAUCUCCUGGCUGGUGUGAAUUGUUCCUUUGAAGAUUUCACUGAAUCUGAAAGCCGCAUUGAAGAUGGCAGAAUCUACUGUAGUUCUCCAUCUACAAAAGAUGUGAUACCUAUUACCAGAGGACAAGGUGAUAAGCGAGUGGUAAAGCUUUAUCUUAAAUCCAAAGAGACAGGGAAGAAGUUUGCAUCUGUGGAUUUUGUAUUUUACAACUGUAGUGUUCAUCAAUCCUGCCUGUCCUGUGUGAAUGGAUCCUUCCCUUGCCACUGGUGUAAAUAUCGUCACAUUUGUACUCACAAUGCAGGAGACUGUUCGUUCCUUGAAGGCCGUGUAAACAUGUCUGAGGACUGCCCACAGAUCCUUCCAAGCACCCAGAUCUAUAUCCCUGUUGGUGUGGUGAAGCCUAUCACUUUAACCGCCAAAAACCUGCCACAGCCACAGUCUGGACAGCGCAAUUAUGAAUGCAUCUUCCAUAUCCCUGGGAACCCCUCCCGUGUUACUGCCCUGCGUUUCAACAGUAGCAGCAUCCAAUGUCAGAAUACCUCGUAUUUCUAUGAAGGGAAUGACAUCAGUGACCUCCCAGUGAACCUUUCUGUUGUGUGGAAUGGAAACUUCAUAAUUGACAAUCCCCAAAAUAUCCAAGCUCACUUGUACAAGUGCUCAGCUCUGCGAGAAAGCUGUGGGCUGUGCCUGAAGGCAGAUCCACGCUUUGAGUGUGGUUGGUGUGUGUCAGAAAAACGAUGUUCCCUCCGUCAACACUGCCCACUAUCGGAAAGCAGCUGGAUGCAUGCAAGCAAUGGCAAUAGCCGUUGUGCAGAUCCCAAAAUCCUUAAGUUGUUUCCUGAAACAGGCCCCCGGCAAGGUGGGACUCGGUUAACCAUCAUUGGUGAGAACUUGGGCCUGAAGUUUGAAGAUGUACGCAUGGGUGUACGGGUUGGGAAAGUGAUAUGUAUCCCCAUUGAAAGUGAAUAUAUCAGUGCUGAGCAGAUCGUCUGUGAGAUUGGAGAAGCCAGCCCCAGCAAAAUUCAAGAUGCUCCUGUAGAAGUGUGUGUCAGAGAUUGUUCUCCCAGCUACAAGGCUAUAGCUCCAAAAAGCUUCACAUUUGUGGCUCCUACCUUCUCACAAGUCAUCCCAUCUCGUGGGCCUCUUUCUGGGGGCACCUGGAUUAGCAUCAGAGGAAGACAUCUCAAUGCAGGAAGUAACAUCACAGUGACCAUUGGAGGACAACCAUGUGCUUUUGCAGGGAGAAAUGCUGGUGAAAUUCAAUGUAGGACCCCAUCUGGUCAGAUUCCAGGUAGUUCAGCCAUCCUCAUUCAUAUAAAUCGAGCUGUCCUUAGCAGUGCUGAUGUUACAUAUUAUUAUACUGAGGAUCCCACAAUCCAAAAGAUAGAACCUGAAUGGAGUAUCAGAAGUGGUGGGACAUUACUGACUGUGACGGGCACCAACCUGGCCACCAUCAAAGCACCCAGAAUCCGAGCCAAAUAUGGCACUGCUGAGAAGGAGAAUAACUGUACAGUCUACAAUGAUACCAUCAUGGUGUGUUAUGCUCCUUCCAUUGAUAACCCAGUCAAGAGCCCUUCAGAACUUGGUGAUCGACCAGAUGAGAUUGGCUUUAUUAUGGACAAUGUUCAAGCCUUGUUGAUCAUCAACAGAACUAACUUUAUCUAUUAUCCAGAUCCUGUGUUUGAAUCCUUGCCAUCUGGUAUGUUGGAGCUCAAGCCAAGUUCUCCUCUUAUCCUCAAGGGCCGUAACCUGCUCCCACCAGCACCUGGUAAUUCCCGGUUAAACUACACUGUACUCAUUGGAGACACUCCGUGUGCUCUUACUGUUUCUGAAACUCAACUGCUCUGUGAAUCCCCAAACCUCACAGGACAACAUAAAGUGACGAUUAAGGCUGGGGGGUUUGAGUUCUCUCCAGGGACGCUGCUGAUCUAUUCUGACAAUCUGUUGACUUUACCAGCCAUUAUUGGCAUUGGUGGAGGAGGCGGACUUCUCUUGCUCAUCAUCAUAAUUGUCCUUAUUGCAUACAAACGGAAGUCUCGAGAUGCUGACCGUACCCUUAAACGUCUCCAGUUGCAAAUGGAUAACUUGGAAUCACGGGUGGCCUUGGAAUGCAAGGAAGCUUUUGCCGAGCUGCAGACUGAUAUCCAUGAGCUGACCAAUGACUUGGAUGGGGCUGGCAUCCCCUUUUUGGAUUAUUGCACCUAUGCCAUGAGAGUCCUCUUUCCAGGAAUAGAAGACCACCCUGUCCUGAAAGAAAUGGAGGUCCAGGCCAAUGUGGAGAAGUCUUUGACGCUCUUUGGGCAGCUCUUGAACAAAAAGCACUUUCUGUUAACGUUUAUUCGAACCUUGGAGGCCCAACGCAGCUUCUCCAUGCGCGACCGGGGUAAUGUGGCCUCUUUAAUUAUGACAGCCCUACAGGGUGAGAUGGAAUAUGCCACUGGAGUGUUGAAACAGCUUCUUUCAGAUCUGAUUGAAAAGAAUUUGGAGAGCAAGAACCAUCCCAAAUUGCUCUUGAGGAGGACUGAGUCUGUGGCUGAAAAAAUGCUAACCAACUGGUUCACAUUCCUUCUGUAUAAGUUCCUAAAGGAAUGUGCAGGUGAACCUCUGUUCAUGUUGUAUUGUGCCAUCAAACAGCAGAUGGAGAAGGGGCCUAUAGAUGCCAUCACUGGAGAAGCCCGCUAUUCCCUAAGUGAAGACAAGCUCAUCCGGCAACAAAUUGACUACAAAAUGUUGACAUUAAACUGUGUGAAUCCUGAAAAUGAAAACGCUCCUGAAAUUCCAGUCAAGGUCCUAAAUUGUGAUACCAUCACACAAGUGAAGGAAAAGUUGUUGGAUGCUGUGUACAAAGGUGUUCCAUAUUCCCAAAGACCCAAAGCAGGAGACAUGGACCUGGAGUGGCGGCAGGGCAGGAUGGCUCGGAUAAUUCUUCAAGAUGAAGAUGUCACCACAAAGAUCGACAAUGACUGGAAAAGACUCAACACUCUAGCUCAUUACCAGGUAACAGAUGGUUCAUCUGUGGCACUGGUGCCCAAGCAGAACUCUGCCUACAACAUUUCCAAUUCCUCUACUUUCACAAAAUCACUCAGCAGAUAUGAGAGUAUGCUCCGGACAGCUAGCAGCCCUGACAGUCUCCGUUCCCGGACCCCCAUGAUCACACCUGACCUGGAGAGUGGCACCAAGCUAUGGCAUCUGGUGAAGAAUCACGAUCACAUGGAUCAACGAGAAGGUGAUCGUGGCAGCAAGAUGGUCUCAGAAAUAUAUUUGACUCGUCUGUUAGCUACUAAGGGAACUUUGCAGAAGUUUGUGGAUGACCUUUUUGAAACUAUCUUCAGCACAGCCCACCGAGGGAGUGCCUUGCCUCUGGCCAUCAAGUACAUGUUUGACUUCCUGGAUGAACAAGCUGAUAAGCACCAGAUCAAUGACUAUGAUGUCAGGCACACUUGGAAGAGUAACUGUCUACCUCUGCGUUUUUGGGUGAAUGUGAUUAAGAACCCACAAUUUGUGUUUGACAUUCAUAAGAACAGUAUUACUGAUGCCUGCCUAUCAGUGGUGGCUCAGACAUUCAUGGACUCCUGCUCAACUUCUGAGCACAAACUAGGGAAAGACUCUCCCUCCAAUAAACUACUGUAUGCCAAGGACAUCCCUAACUAUAAGAGCUGGGUAGAAAGAUAUUAUGCAGAUAUAGCUAAAAUGCCAGCAAUCAGCGAUCAGGACAUGAGUGCCUAUUUGGCAGAGCAGUCACGGUUACACUUGAGCCAAUUCAACAGCAUGAGUGCCCUGCAUGAGAUCUACUCAUACAUUACUAAAUACAAGGAUGAGAUUUUAGCUGCUUUAGAGAAGGAUGAACAGGCCCGAAGACAACGGCUGCGAAGUAAGUUGGAGCAGGCAAUUGACACAAUGGCCCUAAGUAGCUGAAAAGGCCGAAUUGUUGUUGCAGACUUCCUAGCAGCAGAGGCAAAAAGAGAAAGGGGCAAGCAAGUUGCAGCAACAAGAAAACACACAAGAUCUAUUGGGGCUCAGCACAAAACAGUGCACAGAGUCUGCUGCGUCUUUGAACCUUUUGCACCGAUUGAACAGAAGAAAAUCAAACAAUCCUUUAAAUCAUUGUUAUCAAAGCAAAUUGAAACAAUUUAAGGACCUUUUUGAAAGGAGCGACUGACGUGGCAAAGAACCUGAGAGACCCAAGAGAUGUGUGAGAAGAGCCCGGGGGAAGAAAUUCCAGCUGAACUGCUACUGUCCCUUCCCCACCAAGGCCUGCCCCAAAUCUGGCAAAGGAAGGUUGGGGCAUGCACUAACUUCUAGGGCAAUGUUUUUACAUUACGUUUUUCUUAUAGCAGGCGGGUGGGGCAGUCUUAUCAUUUUUUUUCCUUCUGUAUUUGCUUCGAUUCCCGCCUUGACUGGACAACUCAACUCUUCAAUCUACUCCUCCUUUCUUUCUCCCUGGCCUCUACUGCCUCUAGUGUUAACUGCUAAAUUUGCACAAUUUUCACAAGCUAAUGCUGUCCUGUUAGGGGACUGAAAGGAUAUGGAGGGGAGGGAGGUUGCAAAUCUGCAAGAAAUCUUUGCAAGAUUUUCCCCCCCCAACAAAUGAUUGGUGUGGGAGAGAAAUGAGGGUGAGUAGAACCUAGAGAAGCAGUCCCAGGCCUCCUUUAUUCUUUCUACAGUUCAUCCUGUGCCAUUUUAAAAUGUUAUUGAGCACAGGCCAAAUAAAUGCUCUCAUUUUGAAUGCUGCUUAAGAGUGUGCUGGAGACUUAGGAACAGGAAGACAAAUAAAAAGCCUAAAAUAAAAAAAGAGAGAUAGGCACAUAUGAAAACAAGCUCGCCUAAAGGAAGAUUUUUCUCAUCUAUAAGAAGCAAUGCAACUUCCCAAUACACUUUGCAUUGGAUUUUUAUAGAAGUCAGAAUCGGCUUUUAUAAGCAGAGUUUAACAACUCUCUCAAAAUUGUCCCUACUCAGUUUUCAUUGUACACACACACACACACACACACACACACACACACACUUCUCCAUGUGUAAGCUUUCCAUUCAGAGAUCAAAGAUAUUUUCAAAGAAGCUCUCCAUGUACAAGUGUCAUAUAGCCAGAGAGAAAGGACCUAUCUAGUCUUAAUAGUUCAGUAUUGCAAAGGAGAAUGUUCAGGUUAAGCAGGAUCAUGCAGGCAGUUUAGAGAAAAGCUACUUUUGCUUUUGAAAUUGCAUUGCUCCACCUCAUUCCACUGGCAUUCCCCACUGGCAACAUUUUAAAGCCUGGUCAGAUUAUCAGAAGGGCAGUCUUUAUUCAAAAAAAAAAAAAUUAAAACAAAUUGACAGUGUGUUCCCACAUCCAGUUGCAGUUUAGCCCAGAUGAAUAUGGCAUGUCGAUUCCAGCAUUGUUUUUAUGUUAAGCGUGUGUGUGUAUGUGAGAGAGAGAUUGUGCAUGCUCAUAGACAUAUAACUCUUCCAAAUACUGAAUAUAACAGUCUUAUAUCUUCAGCAGGCUAAUUCCAAAAACAAAACCAGGCUUAAAGUUUAAAGCAGGCUUGUCCAACCUGUGGCCUUUGGUCUACAUGCAUUCCACAAGAUCAUAAACCUUCCACGUUAUUAUGUGGCUUAUAUAUGUUAUCGUCAAUGUGUGAAAUUCAGCAUUUUAUAGAAUGCCUAGGAAAUCUUAUAGUAUGAAACAUUUAACAUGUCUCACAUUUCCUAGGCAUUCUAUGCAGUGCAAAAAGGCAAACCAGAAAAUUAUAAACUAUUCCUGCUAAAAUCCCAUUCUAGCCUUCCUUGUUGCAACAUGUAGGUCAAUGCUGGACUUUUUGUCUGGUUUUUUUUUUUCAGUACGAAAAAACUUUAUUUUUUUCAUUUCUUCUAUUAUUUUCAUAUAUGUCUUUCCAAUAAAGCGAUAGAGUUAGGGUGACAGUUAGCCUAAACCUAAGGCUAAGCUAACCCUAACCCUUUUCAUGUCUCUCUUUCCAUGUUUUUC
Notechis scutatus (mainland tiger snake) is the source of this 8094-nucleotide messenger RNA. RefSeq names its product plexin A1 (gene PLXNA1). Gene Ontology annotation, cellular component: semaphorin receptor complex; plasma membrane. Gene Ontology annotation, molecular function: protein binding; semaphorin receptor activity. NCBI's taxonomy places the organism in Eukaryota, Metazoa, Chordata, Lepidosauria, Squamata, Elapidae. Gene Ontology annotation, biological process: regulation of cell migration; semaphorin-plexin signaling pathway. The record is from RefSeq and is a predicted model, not a curated record.